Messenger RNA from Malania oleifera, 2022 nucleotides. Its product is annotated as protein DETOXIFICATION 51. Gene Ontology annotation, cellular component: membrane. The transcript has a single exon. The record is from RefSeq and is a predicted model, not a curated record. Gene Ontology annotation, molecular function: xenobiotic transmembrane transporter activity; antiporter activity. Lineage: Eukaryota; Viridiplantae; Streptophyta; Magnoliopsida; Santalales; Ximeniaceae. The coding region runs from base 180 to 1835 and encodes 551 amino acids. Gene Ontology annotation, biological process: xenobiotic detoxification by transmembrane export across the plasma membrane.
AUCAAUGUCUCGCUCUCUCCCUGAAACAUAAUUUAGAAUCUACAUCCUCCGAGUCAAAAAACACGUAUAGGGAGAGAGAGAGAUCAGAGAGCUUAAGAAGUUCUCUGGUCUGAACAGAGGAAACAGAGAGAGAAAGGUUUGAAACAGAGUACGUACCACUGCAACCCAGCGGCGCCACCAUGUGCAACCCUAACACCAGCACCAACACCACUGCCGCCGCCGCCGCUGCCAUCACUCCCAUUACCACCACCACUGAUGAUGAUCAGACCCAUAUCUUCUCUGAUCUCAUAACACUGCCCUACUCCCAGAAACCCCCGGAGCUGCAAAAUCACGAAAGCGACGACGACUCCCAAUCCUUAAACCCUGCUACAAUCUCAGAUAUCAUCGUCGAAACCAAGUCCCUCUUCCGCCUCGCCUGCCCCAUCGCCCUGACUGCUCUCAUUCUCUAUUCUCGCUCCAUCGUCUCCAUGCUCUUCCUCGGCAGCCUCGGCGACGACGAGCUCGCCGCCGGCUCUCUCGCCAUAGCCUUCGCCAACAUCACCGGCUACUCCGUCCUCUCUGGCCUCGCUCUGGGCAUGGAACCCCUGUGCUCCCAAGCCUUUGGAGCCCGACUCCCCAAACUCCUUUCCUUAACUCUCCAUCGCUCUAUAAUUUUCCUCCUCCUCUCCUCCGUACCCAUAUCCCUCCUCUGGUUAAACGUGUCAAAAAUCCUUCUUUGCUUGCAGCAGGACCCAAACAUCACUCGCAUCGCCCAUACGUACCUCCUUUUCUGCCUCCCCGACCUCCUCACCAACUCCUUCAUUCACCCCAUCCGCAUUUAUCUCCGCGCCCAGGGCAUCACCCACCCGCUCACCAUCGCCUCCCUCGCCAGCGCCGUCGUCCACGUCCCGAUCAACCUCCUCCUUGUCUCCCACCUCCGCCUUGGGGUCGCCGGCGUCGCUGCCGCUGCCGCCGUCUCCAACUUCCUCGCCCUGCCCCUGGUUGUCGCUUACGUGUGGGCGCGUGGUCUGCACGCGCCGACGUGGACUGCGCCGAGCCUGGACUGCCUCACAGGGUGGAGGCCAUUGAUCAGGCUGGCGGCGCCGAGCUGCGUGUCGGUGUGCCUGGAGUGGUGGUGGUACGAGAUCAUGAUCAUCAUGUGUGGGCUCCUGAUGGACCCCAGGUCAACGGUUGCCUCUAUGGGCGUCCUCAUUCAAACCACGUCGCUGAUUUACGUGUUCCCGUCGUCGCUGGGGUUCGCCGUGUCGACGCGGGUGGGGAACGAGUUGGGAGCGAACCGUCCGCAGAGAGCCAAACUGUCAGCGAUGGUUUCGAUACUUUUAGCGGUUGCGAUGGGCGUAUCGGCGACGAUAUUCGCAUCCGGGAUGAGGAACGUGUGGGCCCGGAUGUUUACGAACGACGAUCACAUCCGACGGCUGACGUCGGCUGCCCUGCCCAUCCUGGGGCUGUGUGAGCUCGGGAACUGUCCGCAGACGGUGGGGUGCGGUGUGCUCCGGGGAUGUGCGCGGCCAUCUACGGCUGCGAACGUGAACCUGGGAGCUUUUUACGUAGUCGGCAUGCCGGUGGCCGUGGUGCUGGGGUUUGGGCUGGGGUUCGGGUUUGUUGGGCUUUGGCUGGGGUUGCUGUCGUCCCAGGUCUGCUGCGCUGUGCUGAUGUUGUUCGUGGUGGGGUCCACCGACUGGAAGUUUCAGGCGGGGAAGGCGGAGACACUAACGUGCGCGGAGGGCGUAGCCGCCGCGGAGGGGCUGAGGCUGCCAUUGGCCAAUGAAAGUGAGGAGGGUGGUGACGAUGAUCUGAAGCAGCCGUUAAUUUGCGUGACGGUGACUUCACCUUGAUUGGAUACGAGAGGACAGAAAUUGGGCCCAGCCCUUCCCUCCGGCCCGGCCCAGCCCAACUCAGCCCAGGUGUAAGGUGUAAUUAUUAUUUUAAAAAAUAUGUUUCUAUUUAUAUAUCUUUUUUAAGCCACCCAAAGUCCAAUUAUGGAUUACUAAUUUUUAUAUAUAUAAUUUUGAGUUUUGGAUA